Molecule: messenger RNA, 4214 nt
Organism: Perca fluviatilis (European perch)
Lineage: Eukaryota; Metazoa; Chordata; Actinopteri; Perciformes; Percidae
Exons: 6
Coding region: 2258-3895 (545 amino acids)
Molecular function (GO): protein binding
Source: RefSeq, a predicted model, not a curated record
CACAGACAGCAACACACACACACACACACACACACACACACACACACACACACACACACACACACACACAGAGACACCGGUAAUGCAUUUCUUAUCUGGCUAUAAUGUGCGAGUUUUAACAUGAUUUGAUUGAAUUGUAUUCCCCAUUUUCUGAUGCAGAGCAUCAGCUACUCUUCCUGGGGUCCACUCAAAACAUGAAACAUUACAUUUUCAGACAAAACUAAACUAUAAAAAAUUUGACCUUUUCAGUCAAAAAAAAAGUCUUAAUAUUAAAAGCAGUAUAUUUAGUAUUCUUUCAUUGCCUAUGUACAUGUACAAACUUCUCUCCAGGUCUUAGUAAUAUAUAAUAGUUUCACAAUAAAUGCCUCCAGCACUGCACGCUGAAUGGUGUUUUUUGCCCCCAUCGGCCCCUUCCAUGCAGCGCUGCGACCGUUGACUUCAAGGCACCUGCGUUUUAACCCAAACCUAACCAUAACCAAGUCUGUCAUGAUGCAUUGUUAUCGACUGCUUUUUUUCAGACUUUGCUAUUUUUUGUAAGUUUCCCUCUAUGUGCUGUUUAUUAACUUAAAUAUCUACUGACGACUAAUUAUGAUAUUGUAAUUUGAUACAUUAUAUUGGUCAAUGCUUGGCUAGACACCUAAAUAUGGACAUGCAAAGAGCCCCGUUUUCAUGCAUGAAUAACAGUGUGUGUUUUAAGGAGAUUAAUGCACGUAAAAAGCAGCAUAAUACUACAGAUUGAUGCACGUAAAAAAAUAGCAUAGCAGUACAGUAAACAAUCAGGCAGUACAGUUGUACGGUACAGAAUUUCUUUUCUUCCUUCCUAACCUAUUCCCAAAGGUGGCUGAGCAAGGUCCAAUGGCAAUGGCAAUGCGGCUACGAAAUCAGCUCCUGUCCAUCUACAAACUGGACCCACUAAGAAACAAGGAGGAGGUGAAGUUGAAGAUCAAGGACCUGAACGAACACAUCGUGUGCCACCUUUGUGCGGGUGAUGCCAAAACUAUUCCAGAGUGUUUGUGUGAGGACCAGGUCAUAAAUGAACAAUGGUACUGAAGCAUGGAGACCACAUGGAAAUAUGGAAAUGCUGCUCAUUUGCGAUGAUGUCCUGGCCCAGGAGUCUGAUAAAACUCUUUUUGAGUUCCCACACGAGAUUUCCACCAGAGAUGGUGUUACUCCCCCGGCCUUCACUGUCCCUGUUACAAUCGCAGCAAAUUCCUGCCAAACUGCAGGAACAGUACCUUUAAAAACAGGAGCGAGCUAAAAGUGAAGAUUCACAUGUCGAACCCCGCUCAGACGCAGCGCGAGGACAAGCACAUGUUUUCCGAAUUCCCCCAGCCGCUGCCAGUUUGUGGCAACAUCAAAAUGGAAAGAGGGCAGCGAUGUCUUUGUGCAGGACUCCAGUAACAACGGGACGUUUGUGGACGGUAUCCUGAUCGAUAAAGACAGGAAGCUGACCACACGACGGCGUGCUCACUCUGGAUGAACAACGCAACAAAGUUUUGUCUUCAUUGACCUGAUGUCAACUGAUCAGUACAGUUUACCCAGAGAGCUUCAGGGGAAUGUUUGCCAUGAAAAUAAUCAACAAGAAGAACUUUCAAUCUAAAGGGACAGUGACAAGAAACGCACAGACUGAGAUUGAGAUUCUGCAGAGAAUCGACCAUCCGUGUCUCAUAAAAAUGGAGGACUUCUAUCAGACGGAGGACAGUUAAUACAUUGUGUUGGAGCUGAUGGAGGGAGAAGAGUAAUGUCUCAGCAGCACACACACACACACACGGAGACUAAGUGUGUUUCUCUGUGUUCCCUUACAGAGGUGGUCUUCUCCAGAAGAAGCACCUGGCCAUGCUUGAUGCAGAGGGACGUGAAGAGAGGGGGGGCUGUCCAUGUUGCUGAAACAGGGUGGUCUGAAAUGCUUUUCCAGAAGAAGGAACAGGCCACGUCUGAUGCAGAGGGAAGUCGCUCGCUAAUGGAAGAGAGGAGGGGGGGCUGUCCAUGGUGCUGAAACUGGGUAGGAUAAAGUCAGUAGUCCGGAUUUCUGAACGCUGAGUCCAUGACGUCUUUGUAAUCAGUCUGGUUACGUCCUUUCCAGAGAGCAUCCUCAUCAAAACAUCUUCCCUAAUAUGCUGCUUCAAGACGUAUUCACAACCUGUAGGCGGGCCUUCCAAAGGGGGAUCAGAAGAAAGCUUAGCAGACGGACCAGAAUCUGUUGGAUGUUGCCGCAGUGGACCGAGGGCAGUGACAAAAAGGGCUUCUACAGUCAAAAAUGGAAUCUGCCAGAGUUUGGAGGAACCCACUCUGCUGCCUGAUCUGCAAGACUUCCCAGGACCAGCUCCCCACCCACCUGGCCCGGGUCUGCAUGAAGGACUGUACCCCAGAGGAGCGCAAUGCCGAGUUACAGCGAGCCAAGGAGUCCCAGCUGCAGUGGGCAAGGAAAGCUCGCAUUUGGGAUUACGCCGAUUUAUCUGCCAUAGUGCAGGACGACCCAACCUGCAGGACGCUGACAAAGACGUUGCUGCAACGUGGGUUUCUGGUCACCAACGUGCCGCUGCCCGCUGCAACGGCAACGAGUGGCUCGGCCGAGGAACCGGGGACCAGUUCUACAAGGCAGUCCCUCUCCUCCACUGGAAAGUGCAGCCUGCUGAAUAGCUUCAAGGCCACCGCUGACGACACCUGUUGCAGGCUCCAGCGGGGUGAGACCGUGGAUGAGGGUAGGUUGGCAGACCUGAGGAACUUCUGCAUCGCAUUCUUGGUGCUGAAGCUGCGGAAGACAACCCGGCAGGUCAGGGAGCUGACCGUGCACGAGUGGUUUGGGCGAGCAAGGGUCAACCAGGGUGCGGUUGUAAAAAUGACUGCCGCCCGUGGAGUAGAGGACAGCUUUACCCUGACAUUGCAACAAGAAGCCUGGUUCAGCUGUUACAUGGACAGCAUCCGGUCAGUCUACCUGAAGAGCCAAGCAGUCGCAGGAUCCGACCAGGACAGGUUUUUCUUGGGGAAGAACGGCAUGCCCCUGACCCAUGCCACCACAGUGAUCGAUCGUUUCUGCAGAAGGCAUGGACCGCUGGAGGAUGAGGGGAGCAUGUCCACUGUCGUGUCUGCAAAACGCAAAGCCAGCAUGACAUGGGACAAUUUUCUGGAGGAGUUCCCUAUGACUUUGCAUGGCGUUCCUCCCUCUCAGGAGGAGUCAAAAGCGAAGGGAUAUGAAGGGGGGCGUGUCUUCUACCACAAGUGGAGGGACAUGCAGAGGAAACUCAGGAUGGAUUACAUCCUUAUGGACUACCCACAUCAAAAGCCUUCACAAGCAAGGGUGAGGUACCAGCUGCAAAGGGAAGGAUGGACUUCCAAUGCCCCCAAGGUGGAUGAAAUCUUGGCAUGCUGGAAAAGUGAGGGGGGGUCUGUCCUCGCGGACCCAAACAUAAUGCAGUCAGUCCUGGACCAGAAGUGGAAGGGCCUGGCCAUCAUAGACCUGGGACCACCAAAGGGAAAGGGCGUGGUGGCAACUAUGCCGUUCCAGGCUGGAGAUGUAGUCUGCGACUAUCACGGGGAGCUGGUCACAGAGGCAGAAGGAAGGCAAAGGCAGAGUCACGUACCAGAUGGUACUGACAUGUACUUUUUCUACUUUAGAAGCCACAGUGGUGCCAGGAUGUGCCUGGAUGCACAGAAAUUCCCCUGCUUCUGCCACCCCAGCAUUGACACUUAUGGCAGGAGGAUGAAUCACUCAAGCAAGAACUUUAAUGUCAAGCCAGUGCGCUUAGCGUUGCCUUUUUCUGGAGGACUCAGGGACAGCAUGAUCUUUGUUGCCACUAGAAAUGUGACUGUAAAAGAGGAGCUCACAUGGGACUAUGGUGUCAGACAAUCGUCUUUUGGAGGAGAGGGCCGGAAUCUGGAAUGGCUGAACGAGUAGUAGCCUAGAUGGAUAAAAAGCUUGUAACAUUUUUAUCCUUUUACUGUAAGGCAGAGUGAUUUUCUAUUUUGUUUAUGGAGCGUUUUUUGAAGCUGUGGUUUUUAAACGUGUACUGUAUUGGUUUAUAUAUAUAUAUAUAUAUUUUCCUUUUUCAUGUUAAUAUUAUGGAUAUUUUAUAUUUAUUUCAUUGUAGUGUGAUUGAUUGUGUGCUGUGAUUGAUUUUUAAAUGAAUGGAAUUUUUUUUAUGGAGCGUAUUUUUGAAGCUGUGGUUUUUACCGUGUACUUGUUUAUGUGUGUGUGUGUGUGUGUGUGUGUGUGU